Brassica oleracea var. oleracea is the source of this 1981-nucleotide messenger RNA. RefSeq names its product O-glucosyltransferase rumi homolog. Bases 140 to 1783 code for a protein of 547 amino acids. The record is from RefSeq and is a predicted model, not a curated record. Lineage: Eukaryota; Viridiplantae; Streptophyta; Magnoliopsida; Brassicales; Brassicaceae. The transcript is spliced from 6 exons.
UAACCAACCCUUUCUUGUUUUGGUUCACAUUAUUCUGCAACCUUUGUCCUUUCGUUUUCCUCACAAAAAGCUCUCUUUUUCUUUCUCUCUCUAAUCUCUGACCUCUCUCAUUUCACCUGUCGAUUUCACAUUGUUUGGCAUGCAACAGCAAGGAGGGACGAUGAGGAACUCUCCGUCGUAUGGAUCAUCGGGAGGGCACUCUCGUCAUUUCGACACCAUCUUGUCUCCCCUUGUCAAAACCGGCGCCGGAGCUUCCAACAGAUCCUACGCUUUCUUCUCCUUCUUCCUCUUCCUCCUCCUCGGCGUUUUUCUCACCACGCGCCUCCUCCUCGAUCCCUCCGUGUUAAUAGCGAAAGAAACGGCGAUAGUGACGGAGACCCUAAAAGCUGGUGAAUCCCCAAAAUACCCUCAGUCGACUAAGCUAAUAACGGAAAAGCCAAAGGAGUUCAAACUAAACUGCCCCGCUUUCUCCGACAACGCCACUGUAACUUGCCCAAGGGACAACUAUCCGACGAGCCUCCUUCCCGGCAGCAGAGAAGAUGACUCCGGACGAUCUCCACCCGCCACGUGUCCCGACUACUUCCGCUGGAUCCACGAGGAUCUACGGCCGUGGGAGAAGACCGGGAUCACGAGGGAAGCGUUGGAGCGUGCCAACGCGACGGCGAACUUCCGCCUUGCGAUCAUCGACGGGAGGAUCUACGUCGAGAAGCUCCGAGAGGCUUUUCAGACGAGAGACGUGUUCACGAUCUGGGGAUUCGUACAGCUUCUAAGGAGAUAUCCGGGAAAGAUUCCGGAUCUCGAGCUGAUGUUUGACUGCGUUGACUGGCCGGUAGUGAAGGCGGUGGAGUUCGGCGGAGUUGAACAGUUAACGCCACCGCCUCUGUUCCGUUACUGUGGGAACAACGAGACGCUCGACAUUGUGUUUCCUGAUUGGUCCUAUUGGGGAUGGGCUGAGGUGAAUAUAAAGCCAUGGGAGAGUUUGUUGAAAGAGCUCAGGGAAGGCAACCAGAGGAGCAAAUGGGUAAACAGAGAGCCUUAUGCUUACUGGAAAGGGAAUCCGACAGUCGCUGAUACAAGACUGGAUCUCAUGAAGUGUAAUGUCUCCGAGGGGCAUGACUGGAAAGCUCGUUUAUACCAACAGGACUGGGCCCGGGAAUCAAAGGAAGGUUACAAGCAGUCAGACUUGGCAAGCCAAUGCCACCACAGAUACAAGAUUUACAUAGAAGGGUCUGCAUGGUCGGUGAGCGAGAAGUACAUUCUGGCUUGUGACUCGGUGACAUUGCUAGUGAACCCUCAUUACUACGAUUUCUUCACACGAGGUAUGUUACCUGGUCAACACUAUUGGCCCGUCAAGGAAGACGACAAAUGCCGAUCCAUUAAAUUUGCCGUCGAUUGGGGCAACCAGCACAAGCUAAAGGCACAAGACAUAGGAAAGAAGGCGAGUGAGUUUGUGCAACAAGAACUCAAGAUGGACUAUGUGUACGAUUACAUGUACCAUCUCCUAACCCAAUACUCUAAACUCCUCCGGUUUAAACCCGAGAUUCCUAAGAACUCCACCGAGCUCUGCUCAGAGACAAUGGCGUGCCCCAGGGAUGGUAAUGAGCGGAAGUUUAUGAUGGAAUCGCUUGUGACACACCCUGCAGAGACUGGUCCUUGCACCAUGCCGCCUCCAUAUGAUCCGGCGUCGUUUUUCUCGGUACUGAAAAGGAGGCAGAGUACGGCUAGAAGAAUCGAACAGUGGGAGAGUAAGUACUGGAGGAAGCAUAACCAGACUCGUUCGUAAAGUUAGUUUUGCGUUAACAGUUUUGUUGUGUAGAGGAAAAUGCACUUGCAUAUAAACCCGUCGAUGUUUUUAUUCUAUCAUGAAGACGCUUAAAAAUUAGAAAUAUUUUUCGGAACUGUAUCCAUGAUGUAGUAAAAUAAUCAUAUUCCAAAUUGUAUGGAGAGUACUGUGGUAGCAAACAGUACUAUCUCCUAGUCC